Pichia kudriavzevii is the source of this 933-nucleotide messenger RNA. RefSeq lists its product as uncharacterized. The transcript has a single exon. Bases 1 to 933 code for a protein of 310 amino acids. The record is from RefSeq and is a predicted model, not a curated record. Lineage: Eukaryota; Fungi; Ascomycota; Pichiomycetes; Pichiales; Pichiaceae. Gene Ontology annotation, molecular function: large ribosomal subunit rRNA binding; structural constituent of ribosome. Gene Ontology annotation, cellular component: cytosolic large ribosomal subunit. Gene Ontology annotation, biological process: ribosomal large subunit assembly; ribosome biogenesis; cytoplasmic translation.
AUGGGAGCUACCAGAGAAAAGAAAGCAGCAUACUUCACCAAGUUAAGAGAGUUAGUUGAAGAAUACAAAUCUCUUUUCAUUGUUGGUGUUGAUAAUGUUUCAUCUCAACAAAUGCACGAAGUCAGAAAGGCUUUAAGAAAGGAUGCUGUUGUUUUGAUGGGUAAGAACACCAUGGUUAGAAGAGCUAUGAGAGGUUUCAUUACUGAAUUCCCAGAAUACGAAAAGUUGAUGCCUUUAAUCAAGGGUAACAUUGGUUUCAUUUUCACCAAUGCUGAUUUGAAGACCAUCAAGGAUGUUGUUUUAGCUAACAAGGUUGCUGCACCAGCAAGAGCAGGUGCUAUUGCGCCAGCUGAUGUUUUCGUUCCAGCAGGUAACACUGGUAUGGAACCAGGUAAGACUUCUUUCUUCCAAGCUUUAGGUGUUCCAACUAAGAUUGCUAGAGGUACCAUUGAAAUUACCUCCGAUGUUAGAAUUUUGGAAAAAGACCAAAAGGUUGGUCCUUCUGAAGCUUCCUUGUUGAACAUGUUGAACAUCUCCCCAUUCACAUACGGUUUAACUAUCAUUCAAGUCUUCAACGAAGGUAACUUAUUCCCAGCUUCUAUCUUAGAUAUCACUGAUGAAGAAUUGUUAGGUCACUUCACCACUGCAGUUUCCACAAUUACCCAAAUCUCUUUAGCUUCUGGUUACCCAACUGUUGCUGCAGUUUCUCACCAAAUUGUCAACAGUUACAAGAACAUUCUUGCAUUAUCUGUUGCUACUGACUACACCUUCGAAGGUUCUGAACAAAUCAAGGACAGAAUUGCUAACCCAGAAGCUUACGCUGCUGCUGCACCAGCUGCUGCUGCUUCCUCCUCCUCUGCAGCAGCUGAAGAAGCCGCACCAGCAGAAGAAGAAGAAUCCGAUGAUGACAUGGGUUUCGGUUUAUUCGAUUAA